UUGAAUGCACAGCUUCUAGUUUUGCAUGCCGGUAGAUAUGUUCUGGGUGGAGAACUGGAAACUUCAUACUGUGUGUAAGCAGCUGUGCAACAAGGUGGUCGAAAAGUUUCUUUUUAAAGCCCAGACAGAAUAUGUCCUCAAGGAAAACUGCACGAAGAAAUUCAAGCAGCCUCUGGAUGAAUUCCCUCAGGCAUUUGGUGUUGCUCUCCUCUUUUUGCCAUUUGGUAUCUGGAUACUCUGUGAGGGACAGAGUGCAUGACUUGAUGUCCAAAUAUCCUCUUGUUGAUGGUCACAAUGACCUAGCGCUGCAGCUGAGGAUUCUUCACAACAAUCAUCUGAGCGAAGUUAACCUUUAUAAUCUCAGCAAAGUAGCAACAGACAUUAACCGUCUCCAAGCUGGUCAUGUACAAGCACAGAUGUUUGCAGUCUAUGUGUUGUGUGGGGCCCAGGAGAAGGAUGCUGUGAGGCUCACUCUGGAACAAAUAGAUGUAGUCAGACGCAUGUGCACUGAGUACCAGGACUUUCAGCUGGUCACAUCUGUCCAAGAACUAAAAGAGUCUGACAUGAGACAUAAGAUAGCCUGUCUGAUAAGUAUUGAGGGGGGGCACUCCAUUGACAGCAGCCUGCCAGCCCUGCGGAUGUUUUACCAGCUUGGAGUCCGCUCCAUGUCCCUCACACAUACCUGCAACACCCCCUGGGCUGAAUCCUCCUCAAAACUAUAUCAUGUCUUUCAAAGACGAAACAACAGUCUGACAGAUUUUGGUGAGGCUGUGGUAGAUGAGAUGAACCGUCUGGGAAUGAUAGUAGACCUUUCCCACACUUCUUGGGACACGGCCCUGGCUGUGCUGAAGUACUCUAAGGCUCCUGUUAUUUUUAGCCAUUCAUCUUCCCACUCCAUCUGUAACCACAGCCGCAAUGUGCCCGACUGGCUGCUGCAGGAGCUGGAAUGCACAAAGAUCCUGAGAAGGCUAUGUCAUAAAAAGAACAGAGGGUUGAUCAUGGUGAAUCUCCACAGCAAGUUCAUUUCAUGCAGAGACAAAGCCAACAUCUCUCAUGUGGCUGAUCAUUUUGAUCACAUAAGGAAGGUGAUUGGAGCUGAAUCCAUAGGAAUUGGAAGCGACUUUGAAGGUGCUGUGAGCUUUCCUCAGGGGUUGGAGGAUGUGUCUAAGUAUCCCGCCCUGAUUCAGGAACUCCUGCAAAGGAACUGGACUGAAGAUGACCUUGCUGAUGUCCUUAGGAGAAAUUUCCUGCGAGUGUUCGAGGAGGUAGAGAGGGUGCGUGAUGAGCUGAGUUUGAGCCUGCCCAGUGAGGCCCAUCUUCCUGUAGAGCAGGUCCAGAACCCCUGCAGGCUUGUCCUCAGACCUCCUGACCAGAGCCGGCAAUCUUCUGACCAAAGUCCCUUUUCCAGAGCCCCCCAGAGACCAAAAGGUCUCCUAAUCCUGGCCUUAGUACUGCUGCUCUCCAGCCUAAUUAUGAUGGAAUGAAUUCUUUGAAACCAAGUUCAACUGCACCUUCUUUGGAGAGCUUAAUGAGACUGCUGCACCCCUUUAUGGGCCAUCCAAACCCUCUACAGGUCAGUAUAGAUAAGGGAAGAUUACUGUUAAUACCCUUUAACACCAAUAUAAACAUUCAGUGUGUAGCUAAGCUUACUUAAUUUACAUGCAAACCUCUAUAUAAACAGUAUGCUCCCCAAAGAUAUUAAAUAAAAAUGAUUUUGCAGAGUAUUUUAAAGUAGCUUUUGUUUUGUUUUAUUUUAAAGAUAUCUUAAAAAUAAAAAUAAAUCUGUUUUACUGUGCUAUGUGUGCUUUUCAAAGAAUUAUGAUUUAUAAUGAAUGCAGUGCAAGAACGCUGAAGCUGAUCAAUAAAAAUGUCGAUAUGGAAAUUUAUUUUCUUUUAAUUAUUUCUUUUUAAUUUUGGUUUGCAACAAAAUUCUUAUCUGCUGCUGGGCAGCAAGCCAGAGGUCAGAGCACAAGGCCAGGUCCAUACAGGGAAAGAGUUCAGCUAGAUUGCAACAAUAUGUGAAGUGUUGAAAUGCAUUAUGUUAAUAAGAAACUCUUAUAUUUUCAGUUUUAGGUAUUGUGUAUCACACAAGAAGCAGUUUAUAAACAGAUGUUCUUUAAUUUAAUCUUACAGCGAAAUAAGAAAUUACUGAAUUUUACAAAAGUGUUCAUUUUCAUGUAUCUUAAACUGUACCUCUCUUAAGAGUAACUUCCUUUGUUUUUCUCAUUUUACUUUGACAUAUGUACUUCGACAAGCUCACUUUAAUAUAUAACAUUGUAUACACUGUGUGUAGUAUUUUCACAAAAACACACUAGUAACAAAGUCUCCAUUUAUUUUAUCUUAAAAAAUCUUCUAUUUAUACAUCUGAGAGAUUACAGUGAUCGUAGUUUGAAAAAUCCAUUUCAAUUGGUAGUUUUAUAAAUUUGUGCGUAUUUUAUUGAAAAAAAAGGAGAGUAAAGGAAAGAUUAACUUUUUUUUUAAUAGUGAGAUUAGUAUUUAUUAUUUUACCCUUGCCAUGGUUUAUCCCUCAAAUAUAAAACACUGUCAGUUUGUACAAGUGGUUUAGUAUACAUUAAAAAAGGAGCAGCUGCUCUCUACUCUGCUGGCCUGAAAUACUGACACUUGGCAAAUCAGAAAAAGCCUGAAAAGAUGCAAAACAAAUGCCGGGGAAUGCUUGAGUUGUUGUUAUAUUAGUCUUGGUUUGAAACACCUGUGGUAACAGCAAGUGUUUUAUCAGUGUAAUACAACCAAACUGUUACACAUGUUUCUGUUUACAGUGUAAUCCCAACACACUAUUAUAGGUAUGUUCAGCAAUAGAUUUCAUUUACAGUGAAAAUGACAUCAGAUGAUGAUAAAGCUACAAUGUAGAAAAGCAUUAUAAAAUGUACAAUGUACUGCUUUUGCAGAAAAUAUGCCAACUAUAGAUAUGAAGAAUCUUGCUGAAAUUUAAAAAAUAUCAAGAAUCUAAAUAUUUAGCCUUUUUUCAGAUGUUUUUUUUUAUAUUGCAAAUAAAGCACUCUAUUAGCAUUCAUUGAAACACUUUAUCUUUCUUUCAGUAAUACAAAAAUCUGUCCAAAACUCAUAAAUUAUCUCUAUAUGAUUUUUAAAUCUCUAUAAGAUCUCUGGCUUCUACAUGUACAGACUUGAUCUUGUGCCACAAACAUCACACGCUGAGUUCAUUACCUUCAGUAACUUUUUUUUUUUUUUUUUUUUUUUUUGCCUCAGUGGGAAAAUGUUGGGGGAAAAAAUAAAUAAAUAAAUAGAAAUAUGCUUCCAAAAACAAAACAAAA
Molecule: messenger RNA, 3290 nt
Organism: Cheilinus undulatus (humphead wrasse)
Lineage: Eukaryota; Metazoa; Chordata; Actinopteri; Labriformes; Labridae
Gene: dpep2
Product: dipeptidase 2
Exons: 12
Coding region: 132-1484 (450 amino acids)
Biological process (GO): proteolysis
Molecular function (GO): metallodipeptidase activity
Source: RefSeq, a predicted model, not a curated record